GCGGGGGGGAGGGGGGUGGUGUCCCCGGCCGGUUUGGGGGGUGCGUUGCCCGGAGACGGAAAGUUUGGGAGCCGGAGCGGGCUCGGCCGCAGCCCCGGGAAGGGGGUCCAGGGGGCGGUGGCCCUGGGGAUGGGGAAGGAGCAGGAGCUGCUGGAGGCAGCCCGCACAGGGCACCUCCCGGCCGUAGAGAAGCUGCUGUCCGGGAAGCGGCUCUCCUCAGGCUUCGGGGGCGGCGGCGGCUCCUCCGGGAGCGGCGGCGGCGGCGGCGGCCUCGGGUCCUCGAGCCAUCCCCUCUCCAGUCUGCUCAGCAUCUGGAGAGGGCCCAAUGUGAACUGUGUUGACAGCACCGGCUAUACACCACUGCACCAUGCUGCUUUGAAUGGCCAUAAGGAUGUGGUUGAGGUUCUUCUGAGGAACGAUGCGUUGACCAAUGUGGCUGAUUCCAAAGGCUGUUACCCUCUGCACUUGGCAGCCUGGAAAGGAGAUGCCCAGAUAGUGCGGUUGCUCAUCCAUCAAGGGCCCUCACACACCAGAGUCAACGAACAGAAUGCUCUUGAGAUCAAAGAAUUCAAAAAGUACGGCCCCUUUGACCCUUAUAUCAAUGCCAAGAACAACGACAACGAGACAGCCCUGCACUGUGCUGCGCAGUACGGCCACACGGAGGUGGUGAAGGUCCUCUUAGAGGAGCUGACAGACCCCACCAUGCGCAACAACAAAUUCGAGACACCCCUGGACCUGGCUGCUCUGUAUGGGAGAUUGGAGGUGGUGAAGAUGCUCCUCAACGCGCACCCCAACCUCUUGGGCUGCAACACUAGGAAGCACACGCCCUUGCACUUGGCGGCGCGGAACGGCCACAGAGCUGUGGUGCAGGUCCUACUGGAUGCUGGCAUGGACAGCAACUACCAGACGGAGAAGGGCAGUGCUUUGCAUGAGGCUGCUCUGUUUGGCAAGACUGAUGUGGUGCAAAUCCUGCUGGCUGCAGGAAUUGAUGUCAACAUAAAAGAUAACCGUGGCCUGACUGCCCUAGACACUGUCCGGGAACUGCCUUCUCAAAAGAGCCAGCAGAUAGCGGCGCUUAUUGAAGAUCACAUGACUGGAAAAAGAGGUGCGAAAGAGGCCGAUAGAACCCCCACGUCUCAGGGACCUCUCAUCUCCAGUAUGGUUUCCGUAUCCCAGGAGUCUCAGGGUGAUGUGGAGAAAGCAGUGACUGAACUGAUCAUUGAUUUUGACACAAACGCUGAAGAGGAGGGUCCCUACGAGGCGCUGUAUAACGCUGUCUCCUGCCAUUCGUUGGACAGCAUGGCCAGCGGACGAUCAUCUGACCGGGACUCCAUGAACAAGGAGGCCGAGGCAGCGGGAGUGAAGACUGCUGGAGUGAGGCCUAGGGAACGGCCACCGCCUCCAGCAAAGCCACCACCUGAUGAGGAGGAGGAAGACCACAUAGAUAAGAAGUAUUUUCCCUUGACAGCUUCUGAGGUCUUGGCCGUGAGACCCUGGAUUCAGGGAAGCACAGCCCAGGAAGAGGAGGAGCAUCCUUAUGAGCUGUUGUUAACAGCAGAAACCAAGAAGUUGGGAUCCACGGAUGGGGAUGGAAAACCAAAAGACCACAGGCGGAGCAGCAGUAGCCGGAGCCAGGACUCUGCGGAGGGGCAGGACGGGCAGGUCCCAGAGCAGUUCUCAGGUCUUCUCCACGGCUCCUCCCCGGUGUGUGAGGUGGGACAGGACCCUUUCCAGCUGCUCUCUGCCCCUGGCCAGAGCCAUCCAGAAGGGUCCCCUGCACAGGGCGCCUGUCACGAGGCCAGCAUGCAGCUGGAGGAGACGGGUGUACACGCUCCUGGAGCCUCCCUGCCCAGUGUCCUGGACCAGAGUAAAAGAGCAGGUUACCCGGCUGGCCUGCCCACCACCAACAGCCAAUCGCACCCCAAAACUUUGACUCACACGGCAUCUCAACACCCUGGUGGUGCUGAGGAAGAAAGAGACCGCAGUGGGGCUAGGAGCCGAGCCCCUCCCACCAGCAAACCCAAAGCUGAACUCAAACUCAGCCGCAGCUUGUCCAAGUCUGACUCUGAUCUCCUGACCUGCUCACCCACGGAGGACGCUACAAUGGGGAGCCGGAGCGAGUCCUUGUCCAACUGCAGCAUCGGGAAGAAGAGGCUGGAGAAGUCGCCCUCCUUUGCCUCGGAGUGGGAUGAGAUUGAGAAAAUCAUGAGCUCUAUUGGCGAAGGGAUUGACUUUUCUCAGGAACAGCAGAAGAUCUCAGGUUCGCGGACGCUGGAGCAGAGCGUCGGGGAGUGGCUGGAGGCCGUUGGGCUGCAGCAGUAUGAGAGCAGGUUGCUUCUGAAUGGCUUUGACGAUGUCCGCUUCCUGGGGUCUAAUGUGAUGGAAGAGCAAGACCUGCGGGAGAUCGGCAUCAGUGACCCACAGCACCGGCGGAAGCUGCUCCAGGCAGCGCGAUCCCUGCCCAAGGUGAAAGCACUGGGCUGUGACGGCAGCAGCCCCCCAUCAGUACCCUCCUGGCUGAACUCCCUGGGGCUGCAGGACUACGUGCAUUCCUUCCUGUCCAGCGGCUACAGCUCUAUUGACACUGUGAAGAACCUCUGGGAACUGGAGCUUGUCAACGUGCUGAAGGUCCAUCUCCUCGGCCACCGCAAGCGCAUCAUCGCCUCCCUGGCAGACAGACCAUACGAGGAGCCGCCUCAGAAGCCCCCGCGGUUUUCCCAGCUGAGAUGCCAGGACUUGCUCUCCCAGACGUCGUCCCCACUGAGCCAGAAUGACUCCUGCACUGGCCGCUCUGCAGACUUGCUACUGCCUCCAGGGGACACUGGCAGGAGACGACACGACAGCCUUCAUGACCCAGCGGCACCUUCUCAAGCUGAGCGCUUCCGAAUCCAGGAAGAGCAGCGUGAAGCCAAACUGACCCUCCGGCCCCCCAGCCUGGCUGCCCCCUAUGCCCCAGUGCAGAGCUGGCAACACCAGCCAGAGAAACUCAUCUUCGAGUCCUGCGGUUAUGAAGCCAACUAUCUGGGCUCCAUGUUGAUCAAAGAUCUUCGAGGGACAGAAUCCACACAGGACGCCUGUGCAAAGAUGCGGAAAUCCACUGAACACAUGAAGAAGAUCCCCACUAUCAUCCUGUCCAUCACAUACAAAGGUGUCAAGUUCAUCGAUGCCUCCAACAAGCAGAAUGUCAUUGCGGAGCAUGAGAUUCGGAACAUUUCCUGUGCAGCCCAGGACCCAGAGGACCUCUGCACCUUUGCCUACAUCACCAAGGACCUGCAGACCAGCCACCACUAUUGCCAUGUGUUCAGCACGGUGGAUGUGAAUCUGACCUACGAGAUCAUCCUGACACUGGGCCAGGCGUUCGAGGUGGCCUAUCAGCUGGCCCUGCAGGCCCAGAAGUCCCGCUCCCUGGGGCCUUCCACCGCUGAUAUGAUUGAAACAAAAUCUUCCAAACCGGUGCCUAAGCCUCGGGUCGGCACAAGGAAGUCAGCAGUGCCGCCGCCCCCCGAUAGUCGCUGUUGUCACUGUCACACCUGCACCACCCAUCGUCCUUCUUACCUACCGCUGCCGUCUGUUAGUCCUGGAGUCAAGCUGGAACCACCUGAUACAGACCCAGAUGCCCAGUCCCAUGCCAGCGUCUCCUGGGUUGUGGACCCUAAACCGGACUCUAAGCGGAGCCUCAGCACCAACUGAGCCACUGAGGAACCAACUGUGCUGCGGAAACACAGACGUGGGGAGCACAGGCUCUCGCCGCCACCGCCACCACCGCCACCACUGUGUCACCUGCAGCUUUGAAGACCCAGGCCCAGCCUCUGCCAGGAGCAGCUCCUUGGGGCUGCCUGGCCUGGACCUGCCACUACCAGGUCUUACAGAGCAAGCCACACGCCAGACCUUGAGUGGAGGAAACUGGAAACUCCAGAGAGUCAAGAAGUGACUUGUCCAGAAGACAUUUUUUAAUAGAAAAAAAAAUUUUUUUCUAUAAAAUGAAUUUUUAAGACUUGGCUCAAACCUCUAGGUUAAACUGCCAAUCUUUAGACAGAUGGCCUCGGGAUCGGAGGACAGCGGGCCCAAGAGUGGCUCCGAGGCUGGUCUGCGCAGCCUUCAUCCCUGGCACGGGCUGCUGGUGCAGUCGGUAGGUUGAAGGGGAGGCAACAGCCUGUGGGGGAAGAGAAAGCGGGCCCAGAUGGGAGUGGGGUUGUUCAAGUCUGCUUUCAGACCCAGCCAAGUCGGUUGCUGCUGUUCCUUACGAACUGCACAACUUCUGUCCCCAUUUGGAGCCAGAUGCCACCUCUGCAAUAAGAACAGCCUUAGAGGCACCUGGCAAAAACAGACUCCCGGGCCAUUCCCGGGGUUCCAAAUGUGAAGGCGUGCAGGCCAGGCAGGGCUGAGGGAGCCAUUCCUGGUGCCAUGCAGUCUGGGCCGCUCCUUGGCGCCCAAGCCGGCGGUGGUCAGGGCACCGGCCCCCACACGCAUGGGCGACCUCAGACCUGCCUGUGUUCAGUCAGAAAGGAGAAAAAGCAGCUUUGUUUUGGGCAUUAACGGGUAGGUCAGCUAAGACGGCUACCUGCCGAUUUGUGAUUUGUCUAAUCAGGUCUGUGUGAUUAGGACUCGCUUUGAUUCUCUGAAUUACUAGUUUGACUUUUAUUUUUGGCUGCUGGAUUCAUCCCGGGCUCCAAGUGUAGAGAAGGCAAAGUAAGGUGACCGUGGAUUCGGUUCUCCCCCGGCGUUGCCUUCAGGGCAGACUGGGGCCCUGGCAUACCACUGCCAUUUAAGGCUUCCUGCUGGCUUGCUUCACUUGUUAAUUUGGACUCUUGCUCUGUGCUCCCGAGGGCGGUGGAAGCCAACGGGAAGCUCUGAGGCUGAGGGGCAGAGCCGGCUCUGCUACUGGCCCAGCCCCUUCCAGAGUAGAGAGGAGCCCUUCCUCCAUGGCCAACUCAGCAGCAGACCUCAUGCUUCGCUGGCAUGGGGUGGGCUGCUCCCAGCCCCCACAUGCCAGGCUUUGAAGGGACUUCCUUCUCAGCAAAGGCUGUGAAUUGAAAUUCCCUGUGGGUUGGGGGCACGGAGAGUGCUCUUGGGCACACUCACCACCCUGUGGUUUCCAGAAAAGGGAAAGCCCGCCAUCCUCCCGCUGCCUUGAGGCUGGGCCUCCUCUCUGGAGCAGGGCCAGGGAACCCCCACCUCCCGGUACUAAACCAGGACCUCAACACCUGAAGUCUGGCUUCACUUCCUGCUUCUCCCAAAGCCCGGGAGCCUCCCACCAGCUUGCACCACACAUGUUCUGCCCCUGCCAACCCAUGAGAAUUGACCAGGGAACCAAAGGGGUCAGUACCCUUCCUUCCCCUAACAAGGGGGGCCUGGCCUCAGCUAAGUGCGCCUCCCCUCUCGGGGGAGCCGGCAGGUCCAAAAAGCAAACUGUAGACACUACAAUGAGCUGCUCGAGCUGCCUUUUUGUUUUUAAAUCACAUGUAGGUCUUUCCUCCCCUUGAAGCUGCUAUAUCUUUAUUUAUUCAGGGUGUUGUCAUAUUGGAAAGCCUUGGCUAGUCUGUGCUGGCUCUGGGUUUGCUUUUGAGAUUGGUUUAUUUCUGGAUAGCUGAGAAGGGUAGGGACUGGAUCUUUUUUUCUUUCCUUUUUACUUCUCCCCGGGGCAGGUACUCGCUCUCCCUUCGAAAAGGGUGUUGUGAUUUCAAGGACAGGCUUCAAGCAGAAAGCCGCCCAGUCCUGCACCUGAGUUCGGCGGCAGGGUCUGAGCUGUGCAGGGCCCCUCUGGGCAGCCUUUUGAGGGAGUUGUACUUUCCCCAGACUGGGCUUCUCUGCUUGCCUCCCUUCUGCUUGCCAGCCGCUCCGAGCCGUAGGAACCCUACUGCCAGGCUGCAUGUCUGCCACCCUCCUGGGUCUCUAGCCUCAGAUUCUGGUGGGAGUUCCUCCAGAAGCCUCUGGCUGAGCAGGCCACAGACAUGGUGGCCGCCGUGUCGACAGGAGAAAGCUGGUCCGCCCUCAGUCGGCCUGCGGGAGGCCAGAUCUGCGAGAUGACAGUCGGAAGCAGCUCGUGGAAGUGGUGUUGCUAACGGGGUGGCAAUGGGACUGAAUUGUAAUAAAAAUGUUAUUUAAUCUUUGUCUCUGUAUUUUGAUACUUGAAUGAAUUCCCCCUUUAUUUUACUGUACAUAGAACUGUUAAUCUGUCUGAUUCUGUCCAAAUUACAAACAUCUUGUGGUACCAAACAUAACGAAUAUGUGCGGAACAUAGACUGACCUCACUACGCAAGACAGCAUCAACAUUCCUGGGCUUCCACCUUCGGUUCGGUUAUUUUCAUAACUGUACAACGUAGAACAGACUGAAUUAAUAAAAGAGAAGCAACAUGAAA
Molecule: messenger RNA, 6359 nt
Organism: Mustela lutreola (European mink)
Lineage: Eukaryota; Metazoa; Chordata; Mammalia; Carnivora; Mustelidae
Gene: ANKS1A
Product: ankyrin repeat and sterile alpha motif domain containing 1A
Exons: 26
Coding region: 130-3690 (1186 amino acids)
Cellular component (GO): cytosol
Molecular function (GO): protein binding
Source: RefSeq, a predicted model, not a curated record